AUGAGGAGUGGAAGGUGUACCUUCUUUUCUUUGCCUUGUUCGUGGCUGCCACAUCUGCAGCACCCACUUGUAAAUGCCAAGAUGAAGAUAAGGUAAAAGUAAAAAUACUCAUUAGUGUUAUCAUAUAUCAAUCUGCAGCUUUCCAUACUCCCGUCGUAUACUUUUAAACAUUAGUCUUUUUUUGCGAUACAAGUUCCAGAGACUUAGUUGUUCCCGUUCAAUGCUGAUAGAAUAUUUUUGUGCGGCCCUAAGCUGAAAUUGUAUGCCGAUAUAAAGCCGUUAUACGUGUUCAGACCAUGUUCCUUUAAAUUCUAAAGUCUAUUUGAAUGAGACCAGAACAAUAGCAACAUAAACGUAAAUAUUAUAUAAUCUUUUGUUCCACAGGAAACUUCGUCCAAGUACAAAGUCAAAGUCAAAGAUGGUGACGAAGAGUGAACAAGAAAUCAAAAUCGACACCGAGAAACAAACCGAGACUUAUCACUUUCCAAAAACGAAAUCAUCCGGUGCAGAAGUGGACGAAGUCUAUGACUUUAAAAGAGUAAAUAAAUUAGCAUAGCAAAGUAAAUAAGCAUAGCAAAGGCAGCGCUCCUCUCCACUCUCCUCGGUUAUUUUUAAGACGCUGAGUGUUGGUCGGGUCGGGGUCUUGAACCCUCAACCUUCCGCACGGCAGUACGGCGGUCUACAAUUAGCAAGAGCUAACCAAGAGCGGUUUAAAAGUUAAGAUUUCCAAAUGGAUUGAAGUUACGACUCUUAGAUCUUGUAGAGUGGCUUUACGCUUGUCCAAGUUAUACUUAGGUAAUUUAAGUAAAAAACUUAUCGCGACUUUUUAAAGUUAAUCGCGUUUUCGCGUACGUUUGGCUAGUUUGCUUACUUUGGAUAAUGGUUAGCACUUUGUUACGUUCCCUUGUGUUGUGACACUCAGUCAACAAGUGCUCUAAGAAAACAGUGAUUACUAUUUAUAAUUCAUAUUCACUGUUUACUCAUUUACUUGCUGAUGUUCUUCGUACAGAACUUGGUCAUGCGCCGAAUACCUGAACUCAAAGCCUGUUUCCUCAGUGAAUCCACUGAAAACGCUCCAAAGCCUCAAGACCUCAAAAAUGCACUUGACAAGGUAACUUUCCUUUCUUCGUUCGCGAGCAACGAUCGAUACUCUAGUUUUACACUGAAGUUCACGAUAAGCCUUUGUUUUUUGAUGCAUCUCUGUUUCCUUGAAAUUAUCUUUUACAGGAAAGUGUCACUUUUAUAGAAUGAUAGUAUGUGUUCAGAACGCGAUUUUUUUCGAGAGCUUAUCAAGAAGCUCUAAAAAUAAAAAUAAUGCCUUUUAUGACACUAUAUCCCAGUUUUGACUUCUUGUAGUGCUCGCGGAGAAUGAAUCAGUCGUGAUCUUAACUUCAUUAUCACCUAAAGUUUUAAGCAAGAUCAUGCUUAUGGAAUGAGUACCAAUCGAAAUAGAAAUUUGAUGGGAAGCAACUCAUUUUUUUUCUAAAUUGCUUUUUCAGCAAAGCGUUUCAGGUUCCUCACAAUCUGUUAAUACUACUGAAGACAACUACGAAGCUGUUGGCACUGUGAAUAAUCGUACCACUCUGAGUGAUGAAAUGGCUGCAAUGUGUGCCAAAUUUCCCAUUUAUCGCAUCAAGAGGAAGCAGGUCACUAUGAGUGUGGAAAAAGAAAACGUCCAAGGUAUUUGA
This is a messenger RNA of Pocillopora meandrina, 1688 nucleotides long. The record is from the annotation of a GenBank genome assembly. Lineage: Eukaryota; Metazoa; Cnidaria; Anthozoa; Scleractinia; Pocilloporidae.